AUAGCAUAAAUGAGUGACAUUGGCCAAAGAUAGUGUAAAGAUAAAGAAAAGAAAAAGUCUUCUUUUUGGUUGGGGAAUCUUGGAAUGGAUAGCAGCUGAUCAUGGAGGCCUUGUUCUUAUUCUCUAUAUUAUAUAAAGCCUUAGUAACAAAUCCAAACGCGGAAUGACAAUUGAAAUUAAACCAACUUCAUCAAAAUAAACAUAUAGUUGAAGACUGUCAAGAAGAAGAGGAAGAAGAUCGAAGUAGGGAAUAAGUUUAGUGAAUUUAGUAAUGGGGGAUAUGCAAAUUGUUCCAGCGGGUAACUGGAAAAAUGUGGAGGCACAGCAUGUGGAAAUGAUGGUUCCCCUAUACUCAUAUGGAUGUGAAAAGAAAGUAAAGAAGACUCUCUCCCAUCUAAAAGGGAUAUACUCAGUAAAUGUGGAAUAUCAUCAACAGAAGGUAACAGUGUGGGGAAUAUGUAACAAAUAUGAUGUAUUAGCAACCGUAAGAAGCAAGAGAAAAGAUGCUCGAUUUUGGAACCCUGAAGAUAACAUUUCAUAUCAACAAUCACAACCGCCAUCUUCUUCUCCUCCUCCAAAAGACUAUUCAUUCUCCACCUAUUCCAUUUCUAAGCCUUCUCUGGCUCUGACUAAGGUCCGAUCAUUAAGCAUGAAAGCAUGGAAGAAGCUGGUUUUCACCAGAUCCUAUUCCUUUUGACCAUGAUCAGAAUACAUGCAUGUAGGUUUGGUCUAUCCAAAUGUCAAAUAAGAAGAUGAAGAAGAAAAAAUUGCCUAAUUCUAUACAGAACUAGACAGAGAAUGAAUGAGUACUAGUGUAAAUAUUUUGGUUAAAUGGAAUUCAAGCAUUUCGACUCUGUUUUUUCAAAAGAAAUUUGAUGAUGACCCUAUCUUUCGGUUCAAUUUCUACCCAAUAUUUGCAAUUUGUUGGUAUGAUUUGAACAAGUUUUUAUCCCUCAUUCUUUGAAUGAGACCCUCAACAGUAAUAACUGGUGCACAAGUCCACUCCCUCAUACUGUUCAUAUAU
Ziziphus jujuba (common jujube) is the source of this 1024-nucleotide messenger RNA. Its product is annotated as heavy metal-associated isoprenylated plant protein 6. Gene Ontology annotation, molecular function: metal ion binding. Lineage: Eukaryota; Viridiplantae; Streptophyta; Magnoliopsida; Rosales; Rhamnaceae. The transcript has 2 exons. Bases 272 to 697 code for a protein of 141 amino acids. The record is from RefSeq and is a predicted model, not a curated record.